Suhomyces tanzawaensis NRRL Y-17324 is the source of this 3393-nucleotide messenger RNA. RefSeq lists its product as uncharacterized. NCBI's taxonomy places the organism in Eukaryota, Fungi, Ascomycota, Pichiomycetes, Serinales, Debaryomycetaceae. The transcript is spliced from 2 exons. The coding region runs from base 1 to 3393 and encodes 1130 amino acids. The record is from RefSeq and is a predicted model, not a curated record.
AUGGUGGGCUUCUUCUCUCGUGGCAGAAAGCAGGAAUAUCACGGCUUCAGCAAGUACCAGGAAGAGCUUCGCCACAGCGCCAGUGGGGGAAUGGUGGCAGGCCUACCAAACCCCAGCCAGAACAGGAGCCAGUCGUUUAGCAACGGCGCUGGCCAGGCGGCGGCUGCCGCCUUGCGGAUGCACUCGCUGCCGUCGCUGGCCCAGAGACAGCUGUAUCACCCUCAGCAGCAACAACAACACAGCCAGCAACGAGCAGGACCCCCCAGAAGAGCAAACUCGCUCUCGUCUGCCAAUCGCUCCAACUCGUUGAGAUCCUACACCUACCAUCCCAAGGGAUCGUACACCCCAGGCUCAGCACAAGUGCCCACCGCAAGCGUCUCGUCCAGAAGUAAUAGCCUCGUGGCUAGAUCCACAUUCACGCCCGUACCUGAAGAUGACCACUACGACGAGGUCGAAGAGGUGGUCACAACCAAGACUACCAAGAUCGUGGACUCCCAGGGAAGAACCCAGUCGAUAAAAACAACCACCAUCAGAACAAUGCCUGACGGCUCCAACGUCAUCGAGACAACCACCAAGAACAUUUCCAGAUCCAAUUCCCGAGCAAACUCGUUGAACUCGUCCAAUUUACGUGCCGGCUCAUUGUUGUCGGCAGACAACCCCAUAAACUUGACCAAGAUCGACGAAGACUUACACGAUUUCGACUACAACUAUGAAAUGGACUCGCAAAUGCGCCCUCAGGUCAAGCUCAACAUAUCCAAGAAUAAUGAAAGCGCUGUCAGCGAAAACGCCGCUAUUCUUGCGGAGCAGACCACUGAGAGCCCUACUGUGAAGCCACUAAGAUCCAUCUUGAAAAACAAUCAACAUACAGCGUUCGAAGCAUCAGAAGACUCCCAAUUCACGGAAGCUGGAGAGUCUCCGAAAAAGACUUCAGAAGCUCAUCCCUACAAGGCUAUUCAUACAGAAGCUUUACAAGGCCCUAAAUUCAAGGUGCCUGCUAGCCCUCCGUUCAACCCCAAGAGCCCUACUAAGAGACAUAGUCCUAAUAGGGAGGAUAUCUUAUCAAGUGCUUCCUCUUCAAUUAAAUUUGACGAAAGGGUUGAAACCAUUCCAGUAUACAAUACUAGUAAGAGUAACGGCCUUGGGAAGGCCUUCAAUCCCAGAAAGGAGCUUCCAAAGAAAGAACCCCCAAAGAAUAAGACUACUACUGAUGCAGACUUCUAUGCCGCCGCCAUGAAAGCAGCUUAUAAGAAGGUUUAUGGUCAAGAUCAACCACAAACACAAGCUUCACCUAGUUCACUUCCAGGACGUAACGUGCCAGAAAGUCCUACCAGCCCCGAAAAUCAAACCUCGCCAACUCAAUUUCAACCACCAGCUUCUGCUAGAAGUGGUAACAGAACCUUUUCUUUGUCUUCAAAUAUUUCCUCAAUCAUGGAGAACAGAAAAGUUAAGACCAAGCCCAGUAAAAGCAAAGCAUUGGAAGAAGUUGGCGGAGUUAAUUCGGACUUCCAUUAUGGUGCCCACCAUAAGGAUUUUGUGAAGCAUUCUCUAAGAGAAUCAAUUCCAAAGUCAUCCACAAGAAAGGAGAGAUCUAAGGAUGAGAAGAGAUUACUUAAAGAAGCACAGGCGGAAAAGGAUCUAGCAGAGAAGCAGGCAAAGAAAGAAGCCAAGCUUCAACAAAAGCUAGCCAAGAAAGAGAAGAAGAAGGCUCCAGAAAACAAAACCUUUUUGGGUCUUUUUGGAAAAAGAAAGUCCUCAAUUUCAGAUGGUAAUGAUACAGAAGCCAGUUUUGCUCCUUUCAAUGCCCCUGGAGUAAGCUCAGAGAAUAAUCAUGAAGUAGAUUCUCGUAGAGAAUUAAGACCUGACCUUGUGAUUCCAGAAAAAGAUGAAUUUACAACCCCCGAACCAGUUGAGAUUUCACAUGACCAAGAUGUAAUUGCAAUCUCAAAUUCGAAAGAAAAGCAUACCGUGGAUGACGAACUCGCAUCUUUUGCUAAGACAAAGGAUUCCACUUCGAAUUACGCCCUGAGGGAUAACAAUCCGAUCUCCUCUUCCGUCAGUCAAAAAGCCCCCCAAACUUUGACUGUGGAUGAACCUUUGGCCACGCCACAGCAUAGUGAAGCUGAAGUAAUUGUUCCAGAAGUCAAAGCCAUUACACCAGAGGUUAGAUCAAGUCAAAUUGAAAAGGCCAAGGAGAUUGAUUAUGUCAAUACAAGUGCCAGUUCUCCCUAUUUGUCUGCUUCUAGCCCCAACGAGUAUGAGCAAGCUCGUGAUAAUUUGGAGCAGCUUGAUGAUCAUAUCCCCGUUCCAAGUUUAAGUGAUAUCGAAACACCCGGACUUUAUUCAGAUAGCGAGGACGAAGAUACCCAAGAUCAUGAGCUUGGAGCUAAUAUCAAUAAAAGCGCUAUGGAGAAUGCAAUUUUGGGUAGACAAGGAUCUCCACUCGAAUUUGCUAGUGCUAAAGAACUCACAGAAGGAGCAGAAAACAAUCCAACACUUCCAGAACCAGAGUUUUCUCACACAGAGAGGGAAGUAGAUUCAGCAUCAAGUAAGCCUGAAACCAUUUCAGAGAACAUUAUUCAACAAGAAUAUGAAGUUGCCACUGCCUUCAUUGAUGGUGAUGGGUAUAAACCAUCUGAGAGUGAACUUAAUCUCCCGGAAAGCCAAGUGACUGCGCAAGAAGGCUUAGAGAAAGAAGAUGAAGAACCUGUUCCACAAUACGGGAAUGAAAUUGAAGAAUCGAUAACACCUAAACUACAAAACGCUGCCACUGAUGUUGUAUCAAUCGAUGGAAAUGGCAAAGCAAGUCACUUAGCUGAGAUCCCAAUAUCCGUUGCGGAAUCAACCACCGAGAAAAAGCAAUUGAAUAUUCCAUUAGAAACUGAUGAAGCACUGAAUUCUCAGAUCGGGCAACAAGCUCCCGUGCAGCCUAAAGCAGUAUCAACCGUUAAAAACGAAACUAUUAUUCCUUCUGAGGCAACACAAUCAAACCCUUCUGCAGAAAUCAUCGAUGCCCCCAAGUUUAUUCCUGGAACCUCCGCUCCAUUAUCACCUCAUAGAAUUCCUGCUGCUGCUGCCAAUGUAACUGCACCUGUGCCUCUUGCAACAAAUACUUCAAAAUUUGCUCCAGGAGGUCCCCCAGGAGCUGUUGCCAGUAGCUCCGAAUCGCCUGGGGAUGAUAAAUCAACUGUUCCAACUUUGGCCAGCCAAAAUUCAGAGCAACCAACUAACUCAACCGUUGCCACCGAGCAUCAACCGCAGGUAAAUCACGGUACUACAGAUCAUGCCUAUGAAAAAGAGGUGACAUCGGUGCCUAGAAAGUCCAAUAAAUCUAAGAAAUCUAGUAAGAUAAGAGAGAGAAUCUUCAAGUAUUUCAUUAAUUCCUAUGAUAAGUAA